AUGACUUCUCUUACUUCCCUCCUCAAGACAACCCACAAGGGAUCUUACCCGGCCAUCUCACCAUCCCGACCAGAGCUCUCCCAGGUCGGAAGAACGGUGCUCAUUACUGGUGGUAGUACCGGAGUAGGUUAUGCUAUCGCUCGAGGUUUUGCGCAAGCCUCCGCAAGCAGAAUUAUCAUAUCUGGUCGUCGUGAAGAAGUUCUAAAAGCCGCGGUCGGGAAGCUUGUUGACGAUUUCCCGAAAGUCCAAUUCGUCGGCAAGCAACUCGACGUAGCCGAUCUUCAAGGCACCGAUGAGUUAUGGGCUGAUCUCGGACGGCAAGGUAUCACCGUCGACGUUCUUGUGCUAAACGCCAGCAGCCCUUCGCAUCCCCAACCGAUCCUCGAGGCUGGCUUCGACAAGAUAUGGCAAGAUUUCAUUAUCAACGUAAGGACGCUGCUCGUGUUCGCCGAGAAGUUCUAUAAACAACCCUCGGAAGAGAAGUUCUUAGUUAACUUGUCAACGAUGGCUAUUCAGGACUGGAAUAACAUAGUCCCCGAGAUCCCGGGGUACGGCUUGACUAAGAGCGCAGGUACCCUAUUAAUCCAACAGAUCGCCAAGGACACUUCGCCAAAGGAUAUGCAGGUGCUCAGUUUUCACCCCGGGAGCAUCCUCACGGAAACCGUUCGGCGUGUCAUGGGUAAUAUAUCUGACAGCUUUGAUUUUGACGGUUAUGAUUUUGAUGACGAGGAUCUUUGCGGACACUUUGCGGUCUGGGCUGCCUCUCGCGAAGCCGAGUUCCUCCACGGCCGCUUUAUGUGGGCCGCGUGGGAUGUGGACGAAUUAAGGAAAGGAGAGAUUAGAAAGCUGAUCGAUGAGGAGACUUAUUAUCUGCAGAUAGGCGUCAAAGGUCUCACAUAA
Messenger RNA from Daldinia childiae, 900 nucleotides. RefSeq names its product short-chain dehydrogenase. Gene Ontology annotation, molecular function: oxidoreductase activity. Gene Ontology annotation, cellular component: cytosol. NCBI's taxonomy places the organism in Eukaryota, Fungi, Ascomycota, Sordariomycetes, Xylariales, Hypoxylaceae. The coding region runs from base 1 to 900 and encodes 299 amino acids. The record is from RefSeq and is a predicted model, not a curated record. The transcript is spliced from 3 exons.